AUGAUGACAUCAGCAGCAGCCUGGGAUGGCCAGGACCAGCAUAUGUCUUCCGCCUCCGACGACGAAUUCCAUCAUUUCCUCGACAUGACGUCGAUGAGUAAUGUUGGCGACGGUAUGCAGUUUGAUUUCCGCAGCUUCCAGGAUGCGGCUCCGCAGCACAUGUUGAAUCAGCACCCACAGCAGCAACAUGGCCAACCAACCCAUGCCAUCAUGGGCGACGCCGAAAACGCCCAUGCCAUGCCUCGCCGCGACGUCCUGGCGUCGCAGAAUCACGCGCCAGCCAUGGCUACGACGGGCUGCAUGCCAGCGUCACUGCUGCCUUCCUCGGCGCCAAGCGAUAGCAUCUCCAGCAUCGAUGCCCAAAUCCACUAUCUCCAGCAACAGAAAUUUCAGCAGCAGCAACGCCAGCUGCAGGAACAGCAGGCCACUUUCUUCUCUCAGAGCCAUUACGUUCCCCCCACCCCCCAAAGCCUGGAAUUUGCCCCUGGCAGCGGGCACUUCUUUUCCCAGGCCGAGCAGGUUCCCCAGCCAACUGCUUACGAUCGUGGCUAUCGCCGGCCGCUGCCGGAACAGCAAGAUAUGGCUUUCACACCCCUGGUCUCGCCCGCGGUGACGCCUUUGGAUCCUCACUUCAACAUGGAGAACGCCUUUUCCAUUCCCGGAGCCUACUUCAGCCCCUUGACGUCACCCGCUCUGUAUGCCCAAAACGAAGCGUCCUCUGCGUACGACCAUGGCACCGACUCCAACAACUCGCCCGGGGAGAUGGACCUGGAGGCGCCUGCAGUCGUCGUCCCAUCGGCUGGAUCGAGCACCGAUUUGUCCAAGAAGGCGAGAAAAAACAACGCCGUCAAGGUUCGGGUGAAGUCUGGUGUCAAGUACUCGCCCAUAGCCAAGCCUCAGCGUCGAAAGACGGGGCCUAGCCCAGCCAUCGUGUCGCAGGUUCUGAACGAGGUCGAGGAGGGCCUUUUGCAGCCUGCGGAUCAGAGCUUGCUUCCUCUGCCAGCCACAUCUACCGAGGGCUCGGAGGACAACGCCUCCGUGUCGCCCGAAAACCUGACGGAUAUGCCGCCACCCCCCAUCCCAUCUCGACGAUCAACCAGCAGGUCGCCUUAUAUCCAGGCCCAAAGCAGCAGCUCCCAACAGCCAACUCCUCGCUCUCUGGCGGAAGAGCAGCAGCAGCAGCAGCAGCAGCAGCAGAAGAAGAAGCAACAGCCCCACCCCGCGACGCCGGCCUCGCUGAUGAAGCUUCCUGCCUCCAAGGCGAAGAAACCGCUGGCCACUAGCCACGAGCAACAUGCCGUCACCGAAAACAUUGAGUCUCUCGAGCUCCCAGAGUCGAUAUCGGGCGGAGGGCUUGCGCCCAUCAACACAUGUCUCACGUCGCCUUUGUCGAGAACCGAGCUCAGUCCGCCCAGAAGCGCCCCGCCGCGGCAGCAACAACAACAACCUCUGCUGUCUCCUGUGAUGCGCACUUCGGGCACGGUUUCUGCAAGCCAAAGCCCGCAGUUGAGGCCGGGGUCCUCGGGCCCUAGUGCCCGGAAGACGCCGCAUCUAGCGUCCAGGAACAGCAGGAAGCGAUCGACGAGCUCUGUCCAUGCCUCACCCGCGCUGCUUCCCAGAAUAUCGCCAAACAUCAAACCGCUACUGCCGGGCGCGCCCGGCGCGCCCGGCAUGUCUCUGGAAGACACGGCCUCGCGACUGCUCAUGACCAAGUCGAACUACCAAAACAUCCUCGAAGGCAACACGGUACCCGGCGUCUCGUAUCCAACCGAGCUGUCGACAAACCUCACCUCCAAACGAACGUCUCACAAGAUCGCGGAGCAGGGACGAAGGAAUCGCAUCAAUUCUGCGCUGCAAGUCAUGGCCAGCCUCUUACCCGACCAGCAUGAGGUGGACGAAGGGGACGAGGGGGAGAAAAAGGAGGGCAAGUCACAAUGCAAUGUGCCCAACAGCAAAGCCAGGGUGGUGGAGAAUGCGAUUGAGCACAUGAAGAACCUGCAGCAGGAAAACGUGGAUUUGAAACAGGAGCUGCAAGAGUUGAAAAACCGGCUGAAGAACCUGCAGCAUACUGGCGCCACCACGACGUAG
Ustilaginoidea virens is the source of this 2088-nucleotide messenger RNA. RefSeq lists its product as uncharacterized. Lineage: Eukaryota; Fungi; Ascomycota; Sordariomycetes; Hypocreales; Clavicipitaceae. The record is from RefSeq and is a predicted model, not a curated record. The transcript is spliced from 2 exons. Gene Ontology annotation, molecular function: RNA polymerase II cis-regulatory region sequence-specific DNA binding; DNA-binding transcription factor activity, RNA polymerase II-specific; protein dimerization activity. Bases 1 to 2088 code for a protein of 695 amino acids. Gene Ontology annotation, biological process: regulation of transcription by RNA polymerase II.